Molecule: messenger RNA, 2532 nt
Organism: Columba livia (rock pigeon)
Lineage: Eukaryota; Metazoa; Chordata; Aves; Columbiformes; Columbidae
Gene: GSDMA
Product: gasdermin A
Exons: 10
Coding region: 604-1944 (446 amino acids)
Biological process (GO): pyroptotic inflammatory response; defense response to bacterium
Molecular function (GO): phosphatidylinositol-4-phosphate binding; phosphatidylserine binding; phosphatidylinositol-4,5-bisphosphate binding
Source: RefSeq, a predicted model, not a curated record
CGCAUGGAUCCCUGCGCAGGAAACGGCACCCGUGAGGCACAGGAACCCUCUGCCGCUGACAACUAAUGGGCGUGUGCACCACUCGUCAAUAAAAGUUAAUUAUUAAGUGUCUCCAGUGACAUAACACUGUCCCUUUGCCUACACCGCACCACCCUAAUUAGCUUGCUCACAGGUUUAGUGAAAUUCUCUGGAAUCGGAACACACUGUUCCUCAUCCUAACAGAUCAGAAGUAUAAAUGAAAACCAGAACCAUGCUAGAAAUUAAACAAAUCUUAUAGGAAUGAUGCAUCUGUAGAAGCAGUUAAAGUCCACAGCCGCUGUAACAGAUCUUGAGAGGGUGACUUAGGUCGAUGACUGACGCUUUUUGGAGGAAGAAUUACACAAGCAACAGGCUUUUUUGUGCCCUAAUCUAGCAGAUGCUUCCGGACUUCUGCCCAGAGAAGCGGGGAGAGCGCGUUUCGCCAGCCCCGCAGCAUUAAAGAGGCCACGGCGCUCCGAUUCACAGCGGAUUGCUCUGCGCAUCGCCCACCCACCGUGAACGAGAAGCCGCUCGCUCCACAAACAGGCACAAGUUCAGUUCAAAAAUUCAUCCAGCCACAGCAGGAUGUUUAAAAAACUCACCGAAUCCAUAGUAAAUCAGUUGGAUCCAAAAGGAAACCUGGUUCCAGUUCCCAGCUUCUCAGACCAUGAAUAUUUCAGACCCCUCUGUCUAGUGAAAAGAAAAAGAAAAAGCAUAUUCCACCUAUUUCCCCGCUAUGAGCUGACACAUUACAGGCUCGACAACAUGCUGCUGCCUAGAGAAGGCAUAGAGCCACUCUUUGCCAACGGAGGGGAUAGAGAUUCAAGCAAAUUUACACUCAAAAUAAGCAGCAGCGACAGAGUUGAUGGGAGUCUAAGUGUUCCUGCGGACCGUGCAAGCACAGGGGUGACAGGAGCUGCCUCCUCGUCCCAAGCGUGGUCCAUCACGCUGCAGAAGAACCGCAUCCCACUAGCAGAACUUGAUGCACUGCAAGCAAAAAGAAAGCUGGAUAUGAAUCACACCUUCAUUCAACAACUAAAGAAAUCACAGCAGGUUUUAUACGUGGUUCACGAAACAAUUGAAGCCUCUGAGGAGACGAGCUACGAGGAGCGCACCGAGGCGGGGGGGGGCUUCAUGGCCAAGUUUUACGCCAAGUUUAACGUGAAGGGCACCACAGUGAAAAAACAAAGCAUGACUAUACCCAAGGGCUGCACCUUGGCCUUCAGGGCAAUCCAGCUGGGGAUUACAGAUGAAUCGUGGUAUCUUACCUAUUUCCCAUAUGUAACUAGAACAAUGUUUGUAUCUGAUGGUUCCCCACCAGGAAAAUUAGGAGAAGUGGAGGUAGAACUUCUAGAGAAUUGUCAAAUUCUCUCCACGCUGUCUCCUGAUCUGCUCGGCGUAUUUUUAAAAGCCAUCAAGGCUGCCAUGAGAGACAGGAACCUCUUUCAAGAGCUGACCCAGAAAAUGGAAGCAGUUCUUCAUGACACUGGUGGUUCUGGGCUGGAAACAGAAAGCCCAGAAUUAAAAGAGCUGCUGAGCAGCUUACAGAAUUCUUCAAGGGAUCUUCUCCUUGAGCUGGCAAGAGCAAUCGCCUACACUCUGGAUGCGUUAGAUGCGCUAACAGAGGAUCAGCUGGUGCUGUUGCUGGAGGCUUUGGAAGAGAAGAUUUUGCCCCAAUGGCUUAAGCUGGUUGAGAGCAUCCUGGAGCACGACAUAGAAGACACAACAGGGCCGUUCAGCGUGGAUCCCGCUUUGCUCUCCUUCCCACAGGAGAAGGGACAAGAAUUAACCAUUGCCCUGGUUGGGAUGAGCAGAGUGAAGCUCCAGAAGGACGGAUCUGCUGCCUGUAUGGACAACGCCUUCCCAGCCAUCGCGGCCCUGUACGUGUCUCUGUACGUCCUCAGCUUUCUGAGCAACUCAGAUUAGGUUACACACACCCUCCCAUUUCAAGGGAAUCGCUUGACAAUGCACGUGAAAGUCUCUUCCUGCAAAAGCCAGACCCUCUCUCUGAAUUUUACCCUGCUACAUAGGUUAGGAAUUCCUUAUUAAGACUUAGCGCUGAUUUAAAAUGAGUGAGGAAAACCAGAGUUAGGGCAAGAAAACUCCUUAUGGAAGCCAGUUAAAAAAAAGAUGGAUUUUUUCCCUCCCCACAUCUGAACGCAGAGUGAAAAACCCACAGCCCAUGCAAGGGUGGCAGCUGCACUUUGUGUGAUCCUGGUCAUGCUAAAAACCACCAGCACACUGCUUAUGCGCUCAAUAACGCACAAAGGAAUAAGUCAACAAUAAUUCAUUUACCCUGGCCACACUUGUGACACCUGUGUGACUCAGUAAGCUGUUCAGCAUUAAAAAGCUGUGGGACCUCUGAGCCUUUUAAUGAUGCCCACCUGGCAAACUGCACCUCCACUACACAAUUACUCACUCCACCAGCAAGAUAUAAAUGAUAGCAUUGCAAAACAACGUAACAAAUACUUAGAUUAUGACUUUAUAAAUAAAGCUAAUUAUUUUCUUACUAGA